AUGGACCCGGCAAAAUAAUAUUUAGUUAAUUGUGUUUAGGCUCUCCUUAAUUUGCCUCAAACUCCUCAAGGUUUAGCUUCUGGCCAAACAUUGGAUAAAUUUAUGAUCGCUUAAGAGAAAAAGAGUCUGAUUCUUUAAUACAUGUAAGGUCAAGGAUUAAAAUUAUUUAAUCCUAGUAAAGUUGGUAUAAUGAAAUGCAAUAUUUAGAUGAAUUAAAUCCAUAAACUAAAUUGAUUGCCAUAACUAAAAUUGAUACAGAUGUAAUAACUGAGGAUAAUUAUUUUACUAAUCUCACAGUCUAAUUAUUAUCACCUAAUGUAGUAACAGAAUUGAGUAAUCAUUUAUCAAUGAUCUAUUAACCAUUGAUGGGAGCUGGAGUUGAUGAAAAAAUUAAAAAAAAGUUAUCAGGUUUCAAGUAAUGAAAUUUGAUUUAAAUUAUUAGACAGGUUUUAUAAGGACUUCAAGAUAAUGAUUUCGACAAUGUAUAAACAGAGCAGAGAAAUGUAAGUCGACCAAUUGAUGAAAUAGAAUAAUGGUUGAGAAUUUCAUAAUCUGCAACAAGUUCAGAAAGUUAAUAGAGAACAGCAAAUCAAGUUUGCUCGAUUUACUAAAAGGUUACUUAACUAUGGAAGGAUGUUAAAUAAUUGGAGAUAAAUAAAUUUUCAGAUUUAUUGGAUCAAACUUUGGUUUGUCUUGAUGAGUUAUACACUUAACAGUUAUAUAAUGAAUAAAAAUUGUAAGGAAUGUUAUCCUCUAUGUACAAUUAAAUCAUAAUCAAAUUGCAAAACAUAAUUCCAUAAGGAUAAUAAAUAUUUAGUAAUACUCAAUAGCAGAAACUUCUAUUAUUGGAAUGCUAGAAGAUGGUAAGAAUGUUUGGAGAAAAUUUGAGGAAAUAUUUUGAAUAUGAUUGGAAAAUUAAUCCUAAUCUGUAAGAGUUUGAACAAAUUGAAAAGAGAUUAAGUGAUCUUAUUGAAUUGCGAAGUAUUUAUGAGGAAUUGAAGAGAAGCAAUAUUGAUUAAGAUUUCUUUAAGGAAUUAUUUGAAGUCAAUCCAUUUAUGUCAAUUGGUUAAGACUCUUUGUUUAAUGUUGCUUACAAAAAAGUACUUAAUAACUUAGAGAGUGCUGAACAAGAUGUCAUAAGCCUUUUAAGAUAAUAGGUGUUUAAAUAGUAAGUGAUGAAGGAAAAUCCAUUGCAAACUAUUCGAGAGAUGUAAAGAUGGACUGGAUUAUUAUCAAGAAACUCUAUAUAGAAACACUUUUUAACAGAGCGUGAUUCAUUGAUUACUUCAAUUACUAACAUGAUUUCUAAGAUUGAAUAGGAAUUUAAUACAAGAUCAGGAGCUGCUUUUCUUGAUGAUGGAGAAGAGGAGAAAUUACCUUAUUAAAUUGGGUUCUCUAAAAAUAUUCACUAAAUUGUUUGGUGCAAAUCAUUGAUUGGAAAAGUGAAGAGGAUAAUUUAAUUAAUUUAAUAACUAUUUAGUGAUAUCAAAAAAUCUGCUUAAUUCAUAAUAAUGUGUUAAAACCUUAUAAAAUAAGUUUAAUAAUUUGAAUAGGAAUUAUUUGAUUAAUGGAGAAAAGAAAUUGAUUCACAAUUAAAGAAGAAUGAAAUAUCUUUACAGAUUUCUGGAAAAUUGAUGGAAAUUGAUAUGUAGGAUGGUUUAGUCAGAGUUAAUUAUUCAGAUAAAUUAGUUUAAUUGAUAAAGGAAGUGAGAUAGUUAUGUGAACUUGGCUAUCGAAAAAGUAUAUCAAAUGAAAUACAUACAAUUGUGGAAACAGGCAAAAAGUUUUAUAAGGAAGCUUUAACUUUGAAAUCUAUUGCUAGUUUCUAUAAUUAAAUGUCCGAUUAAAUUAUUGAAUGUUAAAAACCAAUGCUAAUUAAUUAAGCAGUAAGAUUUGAAGAUACUGUGAAGAAUUCCAAAAAAAAAAAUAGUAUCACAUGGGAAAAUACUCAAGAAUUGGAAAAUUAUGUUUAGAAAGUUUAAGAAUCUGCAAAUGAAAUAAUGUAGGAAAAUAAAAGAUUAAGAAAAAAUCACUAAUAAAUAAUUGAUAAUAUUUGUUUUUUGUUUUAGGUUGAAUUAAAAUAAAAGAAUUUAUGGAAGGAGAAGGUGGAUUAAAUAAAGAAAGUUAUAGAAUAGACAUGUGUUAGCAUUGAUAAUAAAUUCACAGUUGGAUGGAGAACCCAUAUUGAUUUCUAAUUAUAUAAGGCUUUAGAAUUUCAAUAUAAAAAAGGAUUUUAAGAAAUGGAUCAUGCUAUCAAUGAGAUCUAAGCAGAUCUUGUUAUUAAAAAUGGUUAGGUCAUGUAUAAGCCAUCUAUUGAAGAAUUAAGAGAGAAAUAUUAUAAUGAACUGAAAAAAUAUAUAUAAUAUCCUUCAUAAUUUGUUGGUGUUGGUGGAAAUAAUGAUAUUUACAUGUAGAUGCCAGAGAGGAAUGCUGUGUUUGUUAUAUAAGUUUAUGAGAAAAGUGAGCAGAUUUUCGAAAAAUUAAUUGGUUUAGGUUGCCAAUAUAUGUGUUGGUCGGUUGUUGCACUAUUGGAUGCUGAAUAAUUAUAAUUAUAAUUGGGUAAUAUGGAAUAAUGGGAGAAAUUUAUGAAAGAAGUUAGACAAAGAAGAAAAGAAUUGGAAAAAAUUAAUGAUUAUUAGAAGGUUGAGUGCUUUAACAUUAAUAUAAGUUUUUUUAAGCAAUAAGUUGAUGAAUUGUUGACUAAAUUAGUGGAUAAUAUGUUGAAUGAAUUGAAAAAUUAAAUUAAGAAUAAUAUAAUUGAAAUUGAACAAUUUUUAAGCGAAACUCAAUAAAAAUUAUCAUAAAAACCAUAAAAUAUGAAUGAGAUGAAUGAAGCAUAAAAGAAAUACGUUGAUAUCAAAGCAUAGAAAUUUGAAAUGACGUAGAAAAUGCAGGAUUGCCAAUAAAAACAAAAAUUAAUCAAUUCUUUGAGUUCUUAAUCUCAAGCCUAGAAUCCCAUAUUAAUAUAAUUGUAACAAAUAAACAAGAAUUGGGAGAAUUUUGAACUUCUGAUAGGAGACUUCGAUUCAAUUUUAGCUGAAUAAACUAAAUAAUUAAAAAAGGAUAUGUAAGCGAGGGCAAAGGAAAUAGACAGUGAGAUUGAGAAGUUUUAUUCAAGAUAUUCUGCUGUAAAACCAAAAUAAUUGAGUGAAUUAGAUAGAUCAUCAGCAAAUGAACUAGCUGAGAAUAUGUAGCAAUGGAGAUAAUAAUGGAAGUAAUUGGAUGAAAAGAUUUAGACUCUUAUAAAGGAUCAUUAACACUUUGAAAUGGAAGUUCCAACAUUUACUUAAUUUGAUAAGGUUAAGGUUGAAAUGACAGAGUCUGAAGUAGUAUGGUGCUACUAUGAUAAAUUCUAAUAGAAUAUUAAUAAUCUAGGCAAAGAGGACUGGCUGAGCUUCAGAACUAAAUUAUACAUGUUUUAAGAGUUAUUGUUACAAGAAUAAGAAUAAAUAAAAGCAGAAUUAUCCAAAGGAACAUUUACGAAAAAAGAAGCAAUUAUAAAUUACAUCUUUUCUUAGAUUGAAUUAUAUCUUAAAAUAAAUCCAUUAUUAAAACUGAUUGUUGGAGAUGCAUUUGAGCCUGAACAUUGGACUAGUUUGUUUAUGAUUCUUAAGUAGAAAGAAAUGAAAAAGGAAAAGUUGCUAUUCAAAGACUUACUUAAUUGUGAUAAAUUAAUAUUGGAUAAACAAAAUGAUAUUAGGGAGUUGUAAGCAAGAGCAUAAGGAGAGAUAACUUUGAGAGAAGCUAUCUUUGAAUUGAAAACAUGGUGUGAUACUUCAGAAUUCGAUCUAACUGAUUACACUAAUAAUAACAGAGUUACUCCCUUAAUUAAAGAAUGGAAAGAGUUAAUGACAAAAGUUAGUGAUAACUAAUCCUUAUUGGCAUCCUUAAAGGAAUCUAAAUUUAUUGGAAGAUUUAAAGAUUAAGUUGAUUAAUUCGAAUUGAAAUUGGGUGGCAUUGAUGAAUAUUUAUCCAAAUUAUAAAUUAUCUAAAGAAAAUGGGUUUAUCUAGAACCUAUUUUUGUUAGAGGAGCACUACCUUAAGAAUAAGCAAGAUUCAGGAGACUGGAUGAGGAUUUCAGAAAUAUCAUGUUGGGAAUAUAAAGAGAUUAAAAAGUAGUUUCGUUAUGUAGUAUUCCAGGAAUUAAGGACACCUUAGAUACAGUAUUAGAUCAAUUAGAGAGAUGUUAAAAGGCUCUGAAUGAUUUCUUAGAAGAAAAGAGAGGUAAAUUUCCAAGGUUUUACUUUUUGGGAGAUGAUGAUCUAUUAGAAAUAUUGGGUCAAUCUUAAAAUCCUCAAGUCAUAUAGAUGCAUCUCAAGAAAUUAUUUGCUGGUAUAAACUCUGUAGAAUUUAGUAAGGACAAUACAUAAAUUUAUUCUAUGUUAUCAUCCUAAAAGGAAUAAGUUCAAUUUAAUAAUUCAAUUUAAGUAAAUGAUAUAGUAGAGAGUUGGUUAUCAGUAUUAUCUUCAAAUAUGAAAGAGACCUUAAGUUCAUUGUUGAAAUAAUGCUUGAAAGAGUAGAACAUGGAUUUCAAUAAAUUCCCAUCAUAGAUUCUUUGCUUGUCAGAAGAGUAAUUUAUAUAUCAAUAUUAUUAGAAUUAAGUUCACUGAGUAAGCAGUAUCAGCAUUGAAUUCGAAUAAAUUACCUUAAUUCAAAUAGACAUAGUUAAAAUUAUUAGAUUAAUUUACUCAAUUGAAUGCACAAUCAUCAAAUAAUUAUCUAUUACAAUUAAAAUUAAAAUCAUUGGUCUUAGAUCUUAUUCAUCAUCUGGAUAUAAUAAAUUAACUAAUUGACAACAAGGUUUCGAUAUUAUCAGAUUGGUAUUGGUAUAAAUAAUUAAAAUAUGAAUAUUAAAAAGAUGCACAAAUAAUAAUGUGCAAAGCAAGAUUUGAUUAUACUUACGAAUAUCAAGGCAAUGGAUAAAAGUUAGUGCAUACUCCAUUAACAGACAAAUGCUAUUUAACAUUGACUUAAGGAAUGUCCAUGGGUUAUGGAGGUAAUCCUUAUGGUCCUGCAGGUACAGGUAAGACUGAAUCAGUAAAGGCACUUGGACAGUUAUUUGGAAGAUAAGUGCUGGUAUUUAAUUGCGAUGAAGGUAUAGACUUUAAAAGUAUGGGACGUAUCUUCAUGGGAUUGGUUAAAUGUGGAGCUUGGGGUUGUUUUGAUGAAUUCAAUAGAUUGUUAGAAGAACAAUUAUCAGCUAUAUCAUAAUAAAUUCAAAUAAUAUAAAACGCUAUUAAGGAGAAUUCAUAAUCCAUGACUUUGAUGGGUUAGACAUGCAAUGUUAAUAAAGAUUCAGGCAUAUUUGUUACAUUGAAUCCAGCUGGUAAGAAUUAUGGAGGUAGAUCUAAAUUACCUGAUAAUUUAAAAUAAUUGUUUAGGCCUGUGGCUAUGUCAAUUCCAGAUAAUGAAUUGAUUGCUGAAGUCUUAUUGUAUUCAGAAGGAUUCAAGAAUGCUAAGAUUUUGGCAGAAAAAAUCAUCACAAUAUUCACAUUAUCGAGAUAAUUGUUAAGUCCAUAGUAACAUUAUGAUUGGGGAUUAAGAGCACUGAAAACAAUAUUGACUGUGGCUGGAUAAAUUAUAUAAGAAGAAAGAAAAUAGGGAAUAGAAAUUAAUGAAACAAUUGAAGCAGAGUUACUGAUUAAAUCUAUCAGAAUUAAUACAAUGUCAAAGUUGACUUAUCAUGAUACAAAGAAAUUUGUUUAGUUGGUCUAGGAUGUCUUCCCAAGCAUAAAUAGUUAAGACAUUAUCUAUGAGAAGUUGACAAAUGCAAUAAAAGAAGUGCUAUAAAGUAUGAAAUUGAGUGAGAUUGAUAAUCAAAUUGCAAAAAUUCUAUAGUUUUAUGAAGCAACUAAAUAAAGGAUGGGUGUGGUAUUGGUAGGGCCGUCAGGUUGUGGAAAGACAACUAUAUGGAAAGUAUUAAAGAAAGCACACGAGAAAUUAGGGUAAUAAGUCAAAACUCAUGUGAUGAAUCCUAAGUCUAUGCCUAGGAGUUAACUAUUAGGAAACAUGAAUAAUGACACAAGAGAAUUUAGUGAGGGAGUAUUAACAGCAUCAGCUAGAUUAGUAGUUAAGGAAUCAGUGGAUGUCUUAAAUUGGAUUAUUUGUGAUGGAGAUAUUGAUCCUGAAUGGAUUGAAUCAUUAAAUUCAGUUUUGGAUGAUAAUCAUUUAUUAACAUUACCUACUGGUGAACGUAUCUCAUUUCAGAACAAUGUUAAUUUCAUCUUUGAAACUUCUGAUUUAUAAUAUGCGUCACCUGCUACUGUUAGUAGAAUGGGAAUGAUAUUUUUGAAUAAUGAAGAUAUCAGUAUGUAAUCUUUAGUGACUAGAUGGAUUAACAAAUUAGAAUGUGAAGAAGAAAAGAAGAGCAUGUUAUUAAAUCAAAUUGAAUCAACCCUAUACAAUUUACUAGAGGAAAUAUUCUCUUACGAAGAAUAAUAGGUUGUACCUACUACCAGAGUUGGUUUGAUUAUGAAUAUUUUAUCCUAAUUACAGAGAAUACCUACGAAUAAAUAGCAAUUCAAUUAUCUCUUAUUGUAAGGCUUGUCAUCUAAUUUCCAACCAGAUAUCAGAUUGAAGUUCUAGACAUUAAUUAAUUCUAAUCUUGAUUUAAAUGAAAACGGAGACAAAUAUCAAUAUAUUAAUCAAAAUAUUGAUGAAUCCUAAUUUUCUGAUGUUAAUGAUCCUCCUGUCAUCAAAACUGUUGGCCAUUAGAAAGAUCUCUAAAUGUUAUAAUCUUGGAUUCUCAAUAAUGAUCCCUUCAUUAUUGUUGGAGAAGAAGGUUGUGGCAAGAAUCUAUUAAUCCAAAGUGCAUUCAAAGAACUCAAAAAGACUAUCAAAAUUCAAAUAGCAACAAUCAAUUGUAAUGCUUAAACAAGUGCAUCUUAAAUCAUUUAGAAAUUAAAUCAAAUCUGUGCCAAAGGUACUUCAGCCUUGGGCAGAGUCUAUAAGCCUAAAGAUUGUAGUCGCUUGAUUCUGUAUUUAAAGGAUAUUAACCUCCCUAAACCUGAUAAAUAUUAGACAAUCCAACUGAUAGCAUUCUUGUAACAAUUAAUUACUCACAGAGGUUUCUAUGAUGAAAAUUUAGAAUUUGUAUAUUUGGAUGACAAGAUCCAAAUUGUUUCUUCGAUGAAUCCUCCUUCGACUAUAGGAAGACAUUAAUUAUCAACUAGAUUCACAGCAAAUGUUAGAAUCUAUUAUAUUGAAUAACCAUCUAAUGAUGAAUUAUAACAGAUAUAUUAAGAAUAUCUUAAAAUUCUCAUUUUUAAAGAUAACAAUUAAAGUAAAAAGGGUGCACAAUUAUUAAUUGAAUGUUAUACUUAAAUCAAAUCUAAAUUCACUGUUGAUGAACAAAGACAUUAUCUGUUUACACCAAGAACUAUCACUUAAAUAAUUUUUGCUUUAAAAAGAUAUAAUGAUAUAUAAUCUGUUUUCCCAGAGGCUCUACUCAAUGAAUUCAAUAAAAUAUUUAGAGAUAAAUUGAUCUCUUAAGAUCAGUAGUUUAAAUUUGAUUAAAUGAUUUUACCUAUUUUCAAAAAGUACUAUAAAGACAUCCAAUCCUAAUAGUAUUUUGCCACUGUUUAGAAUCUCCAAACUCUGUCGAAGAUUGAAAAAAAGGAUUUUAUUCAACUGGUUUCUCAAGCUGUUCAAAUAUAUUCCAGAGAAAAUAGGGAAUUAAAUGUUGUGAUGAUUGAAGAAGUAUUAUCUCUUUUAACAUCCCUAAACAGAGCUCUGUCUUCUCAAAGUUAAACAACACUCCUAUUAGCUGGCAGAAAUGGUAUUGGAAGAAAGAUGGGUUUAUAGAUAAUGUCUACAAUGCUCAAUUUAGAAAUACUGUAACCGUAUACAUGUAGAGAUUAUGGAAUCAGAGAGUUUAAGAGAGAUCUCAAAUCAUACAUGGAAACAGCCUAAACUAAGAAUUGUUUAUUGAUUUUAGAAGAUCAUGUGUUAUUAUAAUAAGGAAUCUUAGAAACAGUUAAUUCUUUAGUCUCAAGCGGAGAAAUUCCAGGGCUGUUUGGUUAUGAUGAAAUAGAUAGAUUAAUCCAAAAUCCAGAAGAAGUAAAGAGGGAAUUUUAUGGUAAAACCCUUUAUGAGGCCUUUCAUGAAAGAGUAAAGAGAAAUAUGAAGAUUGCUUUGGUGAUGGAUAAUACAAAUCAUGAAUUCUAAACUAACUGUGCUUAAAAUCCAGCUUUGUUUACAAAUACUACAAUUAUAUGGUAGACCUAAUUAUCAAAAGAGAGUUUGUUACAAUUCAUGAAAAAAUAAUUAGAAUCUUCUAAUAAUAAUAAUAUUGUUAAUGAACAAUUAAUUAGUUAUGCAGUUGAAAUACAUAGAAAUUAAAAAGCCGAUCCAAGAAGCUUUUAAUCUUUGACUUAGACUUAUAGUUUAAUAUUAGAUACAAAGAUGUAAUCAAAAGGAUCACAAGCAGAUCAUUUAUAAAAAGGACUUGAGAAAUUAUAAGAAGCAAAUAACUUAGUAAAUAAGUUGACUUAGGAAGCCUAAGAAAAGAAAGUUUUGUUGUCUAAAAAGUAAUUAGAAGCAGAUGAUGCUCUAUAAAAGAUAUCAAAAGCAAUGUAGGAUGCAGCUGAACGUAGAUAAGAAACUGAAUAAUUACAGAGAUAUCUUUAAGAGGAAGAAGGCAAGAUAAAAGUGUCUAAGGAUAAGGUUGAAGAUGAAUUGAGAGAUGUUAAUCCAUUAGUAUAAGAGGCAUAGAAUGCUGUCAAAGGGAUAUCAAAGUCACAUUUGGAUGAAUUAAAAUCGUUGGCUUAGCCUCCACCUGCAAUUUAUGAUGUGUUAGGAGCUGUUAUGAAAGUUUUUAAGUAAACAGAAAUAAAUUGGAAAGCUAUUAAAAAGUUUUUGGGUAAUAAACAAGUAAUUGAUUAAAUCAUUGACUUUGAUCCUCAUAUGAUUACUGCUGAUAUCAGAAAAGAUGUUGAAGAGGAAAUUGCCAAACAUUCUAAUUCUUUUGAAAAAUAAAAUAUUUAUAGAGCUUCGUUGGCAGCAGGACCAUUGGCUGAUUGGGUAAAAGCAAUAUUAAAAUAUGCUACCGUUUUAGAGAAGAUUGCACCUUUAGAAAAAGAAUUAUCAAUGAUUAGUAAGAAAUUGGAUUCAUCUAGAAAUAGAUUGAAAUAAUGUUAAGAUGCAUUAAAUUAACUUGAUUAGAAAGUCUAAGAAUUAAAGAACAAUUUUGCAUCGAAAACAAGUGAGGCAGAAUUACUUAAAAGAGAUUUAGAAAAAGCAGAACAAACUGUGAGUCUGGCAUCCAAUUUAUUAGAUAAACUAUCAGGGGAAAAGGUUAGAUGGUAAUAAUAACAUGAUUUAAUUGCAUAAGAAUUAAAACAAUUUCCAUUAGAUUCUUUAUUAUCUGCAUCAUACAUUACAUAUUUAUCCUCUUAAGAUGAAAAUGUUAGGUAUAAGACAUUAUAAGAAUGGAUUCAUUUGACAAAAUUAUAGUAAUAUGAUUUCUUAAAAUUCAUGUCUAAUGAGAGCCAAAUAUUGAAAUGGAAAACACUGGGUUUACCAGGUGAUUAAUUAAGUAUUGAAAAUUCAGUCAUGGUAUUCUAAUCUUCAAAGGUUUCAUUAUUAAUUGAUCCUAAUACAUAAGCCACUGAAUGGUUGAAGAAAACUUUAUCAGGAGCUGAAAUAUUAAAUUAAACAGAUCCUAAAUUCAAUAAUCAAUUGGAAUUAGCAGUUCGGUUUGGUAAAACUAUAGUGAUCUAAGAAAUCGAUCAAAUUGAAGGAUUAUUGAUUCCAUUAUUAAGAAAAGAUUUAUUGCAUUAAGGUCCUAGAUGGAUAGUUAUGAUAGGAGAGAAAUCUGUUGAUUUUAAUGAAAGUUUUGUAAUGUAUUUGACAACAAGAAAUUCUUCAAUCCAUUUACCUCCACAUACUGUAUCCUUGGUAUAGGUUAUAAACUAUACUGUCACUAGAAGUGGUUUGGAAGGUAAAUUACUUAGUAUUAUCAUUAACAUUGAGCAACCAGAUUUAGAAUAGAAGAAAUAAUAAUUAUUGGAAAAUGAGGAAAAAUUAAAGAUGUAAUUGGCUGAUUUAGAGAAAACUCUUUUAGAUGAAUUAGCAAAUUCAUAAGGAAAUAUCUUAGAAAACAGAGUAUUAAUUGAUAGUUUAAAUUAAACAAAAUCAAAAUCAUAAGUUAUUGCUUAGAGUUUACAAGAAUCUUCAAAAUUGCAGGAAGACUUAGAUACAUAAAGAGAUGUGUACAGACCACUAUCUUAGAAAGGUGCCCAAAUCUUCAUUCUUAUUCAAAGUCUUUAGAAUUUAAACAAUAUGUAUAAAUAUUCAUUAGCUUACUUUAUUCAAAUAUUUUAAAAGACUCUAGAUAUUAAAGAGAAUUUUGAUUCAAAACAAAAGAAAUUAGAGUUUGCUGGAUAGAGUUUAUUGAGAAAUAUCUUUAAUUAAAUAGCUGGUUCAUUGUUCAAGUAAGAUAGAUUAAUCUUUGCUUUGCAUUUGGUAAAAGGGUGCAAACCAGAACUAAUUGAGGAAGAAGAAUGGUAAUUCAUGAUUGGUAAUUAAAUACCUAAUGAGAGUGCUCAUCUUCCAAAAUGGGCGUCUUAAGAUAGAAAAGAAAUAUUUGGAUAGUUAUAGAAUCUUAAAUUAAAUAUCAAUUUUAAUUCUAGUGAUUGGGAGUAAUGGAAUAAUAAUUAGGAAUGCGAGAAAAACUUCCCUUAAUCUGCUAAAUUAAAACCAUUUUAAAAGGUUCUUAUUGUCUAAACUUUCAGACCUGAAAGGGUUCAAAGUGCAUUGAAUGAAUUUGUUUGUCAUAAUUUAAGUAUCCCAAGUGUUAGUGGCCAGACGUUUAAUUUCUAGACUGUUGCUUAAGAAGAAUUAACUGCUUAAAUUCCAUGCUUAUUUGUAGUCUCAGCUGGUAGUGAUCCUUCUAAGGAGCUUGAAGAAUUUGCUGAAUAAUAAAUAGGAAAGUAGAACUUUUAAGAAAUGUCUAUGGGAGGUAAUUAAAAUGAAUUAGCAUUAAAAUUGAUAAAAGAAGCAGCACAAAAAGGUUAGUGGGUAUGCUUAAAGAAUUUGCAUUUAGUUAUUAGUUUCCUUCCUUUAUUAGAAAAAACCAUAAAAUAGUUAAAACCACAUCCAAAUUUCAAAUUGUGGCUUACAACUGAAGCUCAUUUGAAAUUCCCAUCUAUACUUCUUGAAACCUGCUAUAAGGUAUCAUAUGAAGCACCUCCAGGAUUAAAGUAGAACUUAUAAAGAAUAAUAACCAGUUGGCCCACACAUAAUAAAUAAUCUGUUUAUUAAACACAAUUAUUGUUCAUUCUCACUUGGUUCCAUGCUUUAGUUUAAGAAAGAAGAACCUAUAUUCCAUAAGGUUGGAGCAAAUUCUAUGAAUUUUCAUAUGCUGACUAUAAAGCAGGAGUUCAAAUAAUUGAGAAUCUUUUAUAAGAGUCCUAAACAAUAUCUUGGCAAACCUUAUAUGGAUUAUAUGAAAAUGCCAUUUAUGGUGGAAGAGUAGAUAAUGAAUAAGAUAUCAAGGUGUUGAGAGCAUAUUUGGAAACUUAUUUCAAUUAGAAUAAAUUAUAAAAUGGAACUCUUAGUACUGGACAAUAGAUACCAUAAACUAAUUAAGUUAAAGAUCUCAUUAAUUUAAUUAAUAAAUUACCUGAAAAUGAUGUUCCUGAAUUUUUUGGAUUGCCUAAUAAUAUUGAUAAGGCUGUUUAAAGAUAUACGAUAUAAAAAGUUGUUAGUGGAUUGAAAUCUAUGAAUAAUAUAGUUGGAUCUGAAAUCAAGUUUGAUAAAGAAUUAUGGACUAAUUUAUUAGGUCCUCUCAUUAAUAUGUGGGAUCAAUUGAAAAUGAGGGAUACUAUCUAAGUUACUAAUUAAUAAUUAGGGUCAUUGGAUCCAAUUGAAUCAUUUAUUUAUUUAGAAGCAUAAUAGACUUGGAAUCUGUAUUAGAUUAUCAGCCAUUCAUUUGAGAAAUUAAAGAAUGUCUUAUACAAUAAUGGGUUAUUGACUAGUGACAUUAUUGAUAUUGGGUUGCUAUUUAUCAAAGAUAUCGUACCUUAGAAAUGGAGUAAUUUCUGGGAAGGUCCUGAUGACAUCAAUUUAUGGUUGAAAAUAUUUAUUAAGAAACUCAAUGCAAUUAAAUCGUGGAUUGAUAAGAUACAAAGAAAAUAAUAAUUAGAUGAAGUUGAUCUAAGUGAAUUAUUCCAUCCUGAAAUAUAUAUGAAUGCAUUAAGGUAAAAAACUGCCAGAAAAUUAAACAUACCGUUAAAUGAAUUGAAAUUAUAAGCAGAUUUUGAUAGUCUUAAACACCCUCUUGUAGUUAAAUUAUAGAAUCUAUUAUUAUAAGGUUGUGGAUUCUCUAAUGGUUAAUUAGUUGAUGAUAUGAAAAUAACAUCUGAAUUCAUCUAAUUACCAUCUUUGAAUAUCUCUUAUGUGGAGAAAUCAUAGCCAGAGAAGAAUGGAAUUGGGGUAAUUAAUGUUUAUAUUCUUUAUAGGAUUUCCCGAUUUAUUUAAAUGCCAGCAGAGAAAAAUUACUUUGCAGAAUUAAAUUACUUCAAUCUGGUCAAAUAAACGAUAAAAUCAUAGCUGGUGUUGCAUUAUUUUUGAGUUAAAAUGAUUGA
Molecule: messenger RNA, 12587 nt
Organism: Paramecium octaurelia
Lineage: Eukaryota; Ciliophora; Oligohymenophorea; Peniculida; Parameciidae
Source: the annotation of a GenBank genome assembly